This is a messenger RNA of Halichondria panicea, 1922 nucleotides long. RefSeq names its product hairy/enhancer-of-split related with YRPW motif protein 1-like. Gene Ontology annotation, biological process: regulation of transcription by RNA polymerase II; anterior/posterior pattern specification; regulation of neurogenesis. The transcript is spliced from 5 exons. The record is from RefSeq and is a predicted model, not a curated record. Gene Ontology annotation, cellular component: nucleus. Gene Ontology annotation, molecular function: RNA polymerase II cis-regulatory region sequence-specific DNA binding; DNA-binding transcription factor activity, RNA polymerase II-specific; protein dimerization activity. The coding region runs from base 172 to 1104 and encodes 310 amino acids. NCBI's taxonomy places the organism in Eukaryota, Metazoa, Porifera, Demospongiae, Suberitida, Halichondriidae.
UUUUGCUCUCUUUUUUUUGUGCUUCUCUUUUUGUGUUUGUGUGAUUUUGUUUGUUAACUCGCUCAAGUUCUGCUAAUACUCCGUGUGUUUCUUCUAUCUAAUUACUGUUUCUACUGCAUUAUUUUCCUUCGAUCGUAUUCUACUAAAGUUUCUGCAAAAACUAUUUUGAAAAUGAAGCGACAUCUGAGUGACUCCGAGAACGAGAACUGCGAUGACUAUGACGACUGCUCUAGCCCAGACAACGUCAUGGUUUCUCGCAAGAAGAGACGUGGGAUAAUUGAGAAACGUCGCAGGGAUCGCAUCAACACUUGCUUGAUGGAGCUGCGAAGACUCGUCCCUCAAGCCUUUGAGAAGCAGGGUUCUGCUAAACUGGAGAAGGCUGAAAUCCUUCAAAUGACGGUUGAACACUUGAGGCACUUGCACCAGACGAGAGACCCAAGAGGUUUCAAUGACCCCUACUCUGCGUACGGCAACACAAGAGCUUUCCUUGACUACCGAAUCAUGGGCUUCCGUGAGGCUACUGGUGAAGUGGCUCGAUACCUGACUGGAGUUGAGGGCGUGGAUAUGAAAGACACUCAACACGUUCGCCUGCUCAACCAUCUCGAGAACUUCCUUGCCCAGAGAGAGCUGGCCAUCAAUGCUGCUGUGGCUGCCAAUGCACAGAUCAACGUGUCCCAGCAACAGGCCACUCCAGUCUCAACCAUUGUGAACAUGCCGUCUACGUCCCCGUACACGCCGAUGACACCUCCUAGGGCCUCCCCUGACAAUCUCACACCCCCACCUGCUGGAGAACCCCUACCUAGAUUCAGCGUGGCCUUCCCUGGGAUAUCGUUCGCUUCAACUGCCAGUAUACCUGUUUUCAGAGCCACACCCACCGUUGGAAUCCAGACCAUUUUCUCUGGUCCCACUGUUUCUACGACUACCAUGGGAGUCAUCAAGCCCUCCGUGCUUCUCCCAAAGACGACCGCUGUUUCCCCAAUCAGCGUCAUCGCCCCCAACAUGACUGUGUUGGCACAGACCAACAGUUUACCCUCGCCGACCAAGCCAAUCAACAAGACACCAUUCCGCCCCUGGGCUGACGCCAUGACCACCGACAAAUUUUAAAGACAAAUAAACUGACGACUGAAACGCAACGACGUUGUUAACACAACAACACUGUGACGAGGUGCCAUGAAUCUACGUGACGAUUUGAUACUCACAUGAGCACACUCGAACUACUUUUAUACCUCCCGUCUGUCGACAGCUGGACAUCAACCAACACUUCCCACAGAAGAUGGAGGUACGACUUGAACAAUUUGAAUAACCUACAACAAAGUACAACAAUCUAAGCCAAAGAGACUUAAGUUUACAAACCUAACACAAGCGAACUAUUUUUCAACAUCCUUUCUCUCUUUUCUCUUUAUUAUUUUUUUUCUUCCAUUUCCUCCCAAGGCACGUAUUAACUACAGCUUCGAUCAUCCAUUGACCAAUCAAACGAAGACUCUUACGCGAUCGCAAGCUACUCAACAAUUAUGGUAUUAUAUACUAUUGAACUUGACGAGAACUGUUGUAUAUAAUUAUAUGAACAAGACACUUGCCAUUACUGGCAUUUCGACCAAGAAACGUUUACUCCACCACUGUCCACCAGGACUCAAGACAAUCAUAACUGACAAAUUUAUCGGGUGAAAACUGCCCAUCACUAACUAUACCUUUAACAGGUUUGACAGAACUUUCAUUGUACUUAAUAUUUAUCAUAAUCAGAGUUUUUGUUUCAUUAGCAUAAGACUUAGUUAUUAGCAGUUUCAGAGGUUUAUUCUCAACAAAAAAAAGUAUUGUGUCAUUUAGAUUAUCGUUACUCUGUUAUAAUGUAUGUAUGAACUCUGUUAUUUGUGAACUGUUUGUUGACGAUUUUAACAUACAAAAAAAAUUGAUGUUCUUUCUUA